This is a messenger RNA of Entelurus aequoreus (snake pipefish), 1123 nucleotides long. RefSeq names its product arginine-glutamic acid dipeptide repeats protein-like. The record is from RefSeq and is a predicted model, not a curated record. Bases 614 to 1081 code for a protein of 155 amino acids. The transcript has 4 exons. NCBI's taxonomy places the organism in Eukaryota, Metazoa, Chordata, Actinopteri, Syngnathiformes, Syngnathidae.
UGUGUGUGUGCGUGUAUUAGCGUGUGUGUGUGUAGAGAGUGUGUGUGGAAAAAAGGAAGCGGAUCCCUCAAACGGCGAACUCGCUGCUUCCCUCUCUCGCCCUCCCAACAAGCAAGCAACCCCGCCGUCGAUGAAACCGCGACCGGCGGACGAAGACGGGACUCGGGCCAGUUCGGACUCGGGCCACUUCGGACCGCCGAACUACGCGCGGCUCGCCUCGUUGCUUUCGGACCUGGGAGCGAAGUGAAAGCCGUCUUUUGUUGAAACAAGUGCUCGCCACCCCUCAGCUCCUUCUGUGUGGCCAGUAGGUUUUUGUUUUUGUUUUUAAUUCAUCCGUAUGAAACAAAACGGAAACGAAAAGAAGAAGCCGUUUGUGCGUGAUUUGUGGAUUUGUCGCAGCAAGUUCGGUGCAAGGAUUUAAAGAAGUUGCUGGCUGCGGGAACCCCUUGAAGAAUCAUCAGACUGGCGGCUUUUCUGAAACACUGGGGUUGUUGGUGUGGCCAAAUUUUCCCUGGAUUUGACUGGUAAAUUCAGAAGACUGAAGCCCAGGCUCACAGUCUACCUUUCACGGAGGCCCAGCCGUGAGAGGACUGAGGAAGGCACGUGGCGGAUCAUGACGGCUGACAAAGAAAAGGAGCGGGAGAAAGAGCGGGACAGAGACAGAGAUCGGGACCGGGACAAGCGAGAGUCCGGGAAGUCUCGGCGACAAGAUGGCGAUCGAGGCGAGAGCGAAAGCUCCAGGCCGAGGCGCAGUUGUACACUUGAGGGCGGGGCUAAGAACUAUGCAGAGAGCGAACACAGCGAGGAUGAGGACAACGACAACGGUAGCACAGGCGGAGGAAGCGGCACGGCCGAGGAGGCCGGAAAGAAGGGCAAGAAGAAGACGCCCAAGAAGAAGUCUCGCUAUGAGCGCACAGAGAACGGAGAAAUCACCUCCUUCAUCACAGAAGACGAUGUUGUUUACAGACCAGGAGAUUGUGUGUACAUUGAGAGUCGCCGACCCAACACUCCCUACUUCAUUUGUAGCAUUCAAGAGUUCAAACUGGGAGCAACGGCAAAGCGUACAUUGAAGCAGCAGUAGAAGACGACGACUCAAAGAAGAGAACACAUUAAGACUUGGCAC